Messenger RNA from Dipodomys spectabilis (banner-tailed kangaroo rat), 1749 nucleotides. It is a transcript of the gene Xkr7, whose product is annotated as XK related 7. Lineage: Eukaryota; Metazoa; Chordata; Mammalia; Rodentia; Heteromyidae. The coding region runs from base 1 to 1749 and encodes 582 amino acids. Gene Ontology annotation, cellular component: plasma membrane. The record is from RefSeq and is a predicted model, not a curated record. Gene Ontology annotation, biological process: engulfment of apoptotic cell; apoptotic process involved in development; phosphatidylserine exposure on apoptotic cell surface. The transcript has 3 exons.
AUGGCCGCGAAGUCGGAUGGAGCGGCGGCCGCGGCCGGCCCGGGGCCGGAGGGGGCGCCCGGAGCGGCGCGGGGCAGCGCGGGCGGGCGCGAGGAGGCGGCGGCCGGGGCCGGGGCCGGGGCCGCGGCGGGGGCCGAGGCGGGAGGCCCGGGCCCGCGGUACGAGCUGCGGGACUGCUGCUGGGUGCUGUGCGCGCUGCUCGUGUUCUUCUCCGACGGCGCCACCGACCUGUGGCUGGCGGCCUCGUACUACCUGCAGGGGCAGCGCACCUACUUCGGCCUCACCCUGCUCUUCGUGCUCCUGCCCUCGCUCGUCGUGCAGCUGCUCAGCUUCCGCUGGUUCGUCUACGAUUACGCCGAGCCCGCCGGGGCCCCGGGGCCGGCCGUCAGCACCAAGGACAGCGCCGCGGGCGCGGGCGUCGCCAUCGGCACCAAGGACAGCGCCGGCGCCUUCAGGACCAAGGAAGGCGGCUCCGAGCCCGGGCGCCCCCGGCCCGCGCCCUCCUCGGCCCGCCACCGCCGCCGCUGCUGCCGCCUCUGCGUCUGGCUGCUGCAGACCCUCGUCCACCUCCUGCAGCUCGGCCAGGUCUGGAGGUACCUGCGCGCCCUGUACCUGGGGCUGCAGAGCCGCUGGCGAGGGGAACGGCUGCGGCGCCACUUCUACUGGCGGAUGCUGUUCGAGAGCGCCGACGUGAGCAUGCUGCGCCUCCUGGAGACCUUCCUGCGCAGCGCGCCACAGCUGGUGCUGCAGCUCAGCCUGCUGGUGUACCACGGCCACAAGCCCGACCUGCUGCCCGCCCUUUCCACCUCUGCCUCUCUGGUGUCCCUGGCCUGGACGCUGGCCUCCUACCAGAAGGUACUGCGGGACUCAAGGGACGACAAGCGACCCCUGUCCUACAAGGGCGCCGUGGCCCAGGUGUUGUGGCAUCUGUUCACCAUCGCAGCCCGAAGUCUGGCCUUUGCCCUCUUCGCCAGCGUCUACAAGCUGUACUUUGGCAUUUUCAUUGUGGCCCACUGGUGUAUCAUGACCUUCUGGGUCAUUCAAGGGGAGACGGACUUCUGCAUGUCCAAGUGGGAGGAGAUUAUCUACAACAUGGUGGUGGGCGUCAUUUACAUCUUCUGUUGGUUCAACGUGAAGGAGGGCCGCAGCCGCCGCCGCAUGGCCCUGUACUACUGUAUCAUCCUGCUGGAGAAUGCCGCGCUCACUGGCUUCUGGUACUCCAGCCGCAACUUCACCGACUUCCACUCACUCAUCCUGGUGUGCGUGGUGGCCGCCAGCUUCGCGCUGGGCAUAUUCUUCAUGUGUGUCUAUUACUGUCUCUUGCACCCCAAUGGGCCCAUGCUGGGGCCCCAGGCACCUGGCUGCAUCUUCCCAGAAUCCCCAGGGCCUUGUGGCCCACCAGCCGAUGCUGUCACAAGUCCCCCGAGGUCCCUGCCAAGGACUACAGGCGCCGAGAGGGAUGGGGCCUCAGCGGCGGGUGAGCGUGCAGGGACCCCCACGCCACCGGUCUUCCAGGUGCGACCUGGCUUGCCUCCCACGCCAGUGGCCCGCCCCUCGCGGACAGAGGGGCCUGUCAUUCGGAUUGACUUGCCUCGCAAGAAGUAUCCGGCCUGGGAUGCACAUUUUAUUGACCGCCGGCUCCGGAAGACCAUCCUGGCUCUGGAGUACUCCUCACCGGCCACUCCUCGCUUGCAAUACCGCAGCAUGGGCACCUCCCAGGAGCUGCUGGAGUAUGAGACCACAGUGUAG